AUGUACCACACGACCACUUGCACGUGGUCUUAUGUAUGGGGGCAACCCUCAUCCCUCCCUUGCCCCCAUCCCUCCCUUGCCCCCAUCCCUCCCUUGCCCCCAUCCCUCCCUUGCCCGCAUCUCUCCCUCUUCCCCACUCUAUACUCCUUGCCCUUCAAACUCUACUCUCCCUCCAUGCUCCCUCCUCUCCCUCAGCAAAUCCAUUUACUCCACCAUCCCUCCCCACCUUCUCUCCGCCCCAUCCCCCCCCCUCUAGUGGCAUUUCUGACGGGGGUGGCCUGGGCAGCAGCAGCGGCAUGGGCUUUGGCAGGAAGCGCACAUGAACUUCCUUCUCCUCCCGUUCCAUCCAUCACAAACAUUGAAAUCAACCUCGGUGGCCUGGGCGGCAGCGGCGCCAUGGGCUUUGGCAGGAAGCGUGCAGGAACCCCCUUCGCCUCCUCUUCCUCCUCCUUCCCUCGCAGCAGCAGCAUAGGAGCUUUGGGGGGAAAUGAUGAUGAUGAUGACGAUGAGGGUGGUGCUGCUGGUGGUAUGGGCGGCAGGGGGAUGGGGGGUUUCGGAGGAGCAGGUGUGAGGGGAGCAGCAGGAGGAGCAGGGGGAGCGGGAGGAGCGGGAGGAGUGGGCGGGGACGGAGAUGAGAUGGAAGAGGAUGAUGUUGCUGCAGGCUCUGAUACCAGUAGCAGCAGCAGCAGCAAGUCUGCGGGCUCGUCUGGGGGGAUACUGGGUUUUUUCUCGAGCAUGUUUGGGGGGGGGAAGAAGACAGGCUCAGCUGGGGAAGGGGCCACUGUUGGGGGCACCAGUGGAGCAACUGGUGGGGGCUCAGCAGGUGAUUGGGACGAGGAGGAGGAGGGUGGUGUGGGCGUGGGAGGGAACACAGGAGGGAGUGCAGGAGUGGGUACAGAACGGGGUUUAGGAGGAGGGGGCUUGGGGGGCGUUGUAGGAGGGGGUAUGGGGAGGAGCAGCAGGGCGUCUGGGUUUGAGGAUGGGGAGGAGGAUAUGGAAAGCUGGCAGGGAACAGGAACAGGGGUGGCAGCAGGUGGCAAUCAUACCGCUAGCAGCAGCAGCAGUUUGGGCGGGGGUGGUGGUAGUGGGAGCAGCGGCUCUGGCCUGUGGUCGUGGUUUUCUAAGAAGAGUAGUGGUGGUGACAGCAGCAGCGGCGUUGAUGCCAGCGCUGACGUGUCAUCCAUAGCAGCAGGGGCAGGGGCAGCAGCAGGGGCAGGAUCAGGAGCAGCAGAUGUGCCGGGUGGGGGUAAUGUAGAUGACUAUGAUGGGGAUGGGCAGGUGGGUGGAGGGGCAACAGGAGGUGCGGGAAGGAUGGGAGGCGUAGGGGGUAGAGGUGCCGGAAUGGGAGGUGCAGGAGCAGCAGCAUUAGCAGGUGGGGGUGAUGUAGAUGACUAUGAUGGGGAUGGGCGGGUGGGUGGAGGGGCAUUAGGAGGAGGUGCGGGAAGGAUGGGAGGUGUUAAGGGUAGAGGUGCCGGAUUGGGUGGUUCGGCCAUGGGAGGUUUGGGCAUGGGAGGUUCAGGCAGGGGAGGUGCAGGCAUGGGAGGUUCGGGCAUGGGAGCUGGGGGCAUGGAUGGUGGUCCGUUCCAGCGGAGUGGCUCGUUUGGGGAGCGUGGCGAUGCAGAUGCAAUGGAGGGCAGCAGGGUGGGGCGUGGGGUGGGGAGGAGCAGGGCGGGGAGAGUGAGGGGGCGUCCAGGCAUGGAGGGGUUGGAAGAGAUGGGAGCAAGAGAGGGUAUGGAAGCAGGGGACGGCAUUGGGGGUGGUGGGACUGGUGGGGGUGGCAGAGGAGGCAGGAGUGGGUUCAGGAUGGGUCGGAUGGGCAACUCUGGUGGAGCUGCUGGUUCUGGGGCUGGUUUUGCUAGUGGUGGUGCUGGUGUUGGUGGUGCUGCUGCUAGUGGUGGUGUAGGUGGGUUCAGAAGACCAGCAGCGAGCGUGUCGCUGGUGCUGUCAGAGGGCGCGUCGUCGGAGAUUCUCGCGUGCUCCUUCCUGAUGGCCACCACCAUGCUCGUCGCUUACAUCUCUAAGAAACACCACUGGGAUUUUUUCCGCAAUUUCUGGACCAUCACCCUCUUUGCUGUGGUGGGAACGAUCAUAUCCACGCUGGUGUACGGGCUUGCCACGUACUCCCUCGUCCGAGCUGGCAUUGUGACCCACAUGACGUCAGACUCGCCUCUCCUCGAGUCUCUCAUCUUCGGAUCCCUUAUUUCCGCCAUUGACCCUGUUGCUACGCUCUCCAUCCUGCAAGGCGCCAACGCUGCUCUACAACCUGGUGUUUGGAGAGAGACUCGUGAACGACGCCAUCUCCAUUGUGCUCUUCCGCACCUUCGCCUCCUUCACACCUUUGCUUCCCCCUGUCCGUUCUUGCCUCACCCGCACGUGGCAGACGUGCAGGCGCCAACCCUGCUCUACAACCUGGUGUUCGGAGAGAGCCUUGUCAACGACGCCGUCUCUAUCGUGCUCUUCCGCACCUUCGCCUCCUUCACCAAUCAGGAGUUCUCCAUGGCCAGCAUCGCCACUGCCAUAGCGCUCUCAUGCUUCUCCAGACCCCCUUAUGACCCACUUCUCUCCUACUUCACCCACCACCCUCCUCCCCCUUUCACUCUCCCCAACCCAACAGUCCAGUUUCUGGGCAUCAGUGUGAAAUCCAUCCUCCUAGGAAUCCUCGUGUCCCUCCUAUGCGCCCUCGCCCUGCGCUUCAUCGACAUCAACAGCGACUUCUCCAAGUUCCAGCUCUCUCUCGUGCUCGUCUCCCCCCUCUCCUUCGAUUUCUCCAAGUUUGAGCUCUCUCUCGUGCUCGUCUCGGGCUACCUCUCCUACUCCGUGGCUGAGAUGCUCUCUCUGUCUGGCAUCAUGGCGCUCUUCUUCUGCGGCAUCUGCAAUGCACACUACGGGGCAGAGGCAAUCAAGUUCGAGCUCUCCCUCAUGCUCGUCUCCGCCUACCUCUCCUCCUCCGUGGCUGAGAUGCUCUCUCUAUCCUGCAUCAUGGCCCUCUUUUUCUGUGGCAUCUGCAACGCUCAUUGUGGGUACUACAACAUCUCACAUGCGUCCAAGAUCAGCAGCAAGUAUGCGUUUGAAGCGCUCUCCUUCAUGGCAGAGAUGUUCGUCUUUGCCUACCUGGGCAUGCAGGUGGUGGUGAUGCAGCAUGUGAUUGACUGGGGUCUGCUGCUCUCCGCCAUUCCUCUCUGCCUCAUAUCUCGAGCCUUCAACGUCUUCCCUCUCUCCUUCCUCUCCAACUGCACUCAGGCCAACAAGAUCCCCGCCAACAUGAUUCUCAUGAUGUGGCUCAGCGGGCUAAGAGGCGCCAUUUUUGGCCAACAAGAUCCCUACCAACAUGAUUCUCAUGAUGUGACUCAGCGGGCUGAGGGGCGCCAUUGCCUUCGCCCUUGCCCUCAACAUGCCUCCACUCUCUCCCCUGCCCUUAUACCCCCCUGCCCCCUGUGGUCCCCUGUGUCCCCCCCUGCGGCCAACAAAAUCCCUACCAACAUGAUUCUCAUGAUGUGGCUCAGCGGCCUGAGGGGCGCCAUUGCCUUCGCCCUCGCCCUCAACAUGCCUCAGCGCAACCCUGCCAUCAUCUCCACCACCCUCUUUGUCGUUGUGCUAACCACCGUCGUCAUGGGCGGCUCCACUUGUCCUCUUCUGCGCGCUCUGGGCCUCUCCGCCGCCCACCCGCACACUCCCAAACAUGCACGCGCCUCUCUAGCUGAGGCAGCAGAAGCAGAGGAACAACUGGAGCACCAUCAUUCCAUCCGCACUGUACCCUCUUUAGACGUCCCCCUUAUAGGCGGUCGUAGCCUCAACGACCUUCUAUACAUGCAGCGAUCCCACUCACUCUCUUUCGCCCCCCCCUCCGGCCUCCACAAGUGGUUCAAAUGGCUAGACACGCAUUACUUAAAGCCACUGUUCGGCGGCAGGGCGUUUAGAGACCAGCACUUAUCCGAGCAGCUAAGUGUCGACGAGGAGGAGGCAAUGGAGGGAAUCCCCUGCUUUUCCUACCGUGGGAUUGGAUUCUCGCUAAGUGUUCCAAGGAACUGGGUGGAACAGCUGCCAUCCGCGUUUGAAGACCAUGUGCUGGUGAAGUUUAGUGACCCCGAUGUGACUAUAGACGGCGACCCUGUAGCAGAGCUUGAUGUUAUCUGUUUUUCUGUCCGCCCGUCCGGGAUUUCGUCUCUGACCGAAUUCGGGGACCCGAUGAAUUUCCUGCUGACCGAGUGGGAUGAUAUCUGCCCGGAGCUCGCAGCUGGUGUGAGCGCAAGCAGCAAGGUUGGCAGCAGUGGUGGGGAUACUAGCAAGGCUGGUGGUGCGGGCACUAGCUCAGGGGGAUUUCUCCCAUCAUCUUCCAGUCAGAGGGGCGAGCCUUCGGGGACUAGUGGUCGAGAGCAGACCUCCCAGGCUGCCCUCCCGUCCAUGCCCAGCCUUGCUCGGGCACGCUCACAAACUUCCCAUGCUGCCCGAGCUGCCCCGGCGUUUGUCAUUUGGGCAGAAGAAUUGAUUUCUGCUGGGGGAAAGUUUUUCCGGUAUGAGCUGGUGGUGCAUCCGGAGGACCUGGGGGAUCACAAGGCGGAUAUUCAGCACCUGCUGCUGUGUGCAGGGGUAUCAAACGGUGCUGUGCAUGUUUGUAGGGUGAGGGGCACUGAGGCCUUUUUCUUUGAUGGCAGGCCGCUGCUGAAACACAUUCUGGACUCUUUUGCCCUGUCGUGA
This is a messenger RNA of Closterium sp. NIES-65, 4695 nucleotides long. Lineage: Eukaryota; Viridiplantae; Streptophyta; Zygnematophyceae; Desmidiales; Closteriaceae. The record is from the annotation of a GenBank genome assembly.